AUGACGUCACUUUCAAAGAUAUGGUCCCUGGCAGAUGUGAAUGAAGAUGGAUGGUUGGAUUUACAGGAAUUCUCAAUUGCCAUGCAUCUAGUGGUGCUGAAAGUCAAAGGAGAGGUUCCGAUUCCUGAUGUUUUGCCGGUUUUUGCCAGACCCCCUAUCACCGAACCACGUGGUGAUAGUCGGGUAGCUGAUGUUAGUCCGACUGUAAGCGUUACCAGGAGACCCCCACCGGAGCCACCAGCCCGUCCCCAACAACGUGGCCAUAAUCGAAGUGCAAGUUUGGACCUAAAACUGAUUUCACUGAACAAAAAUUCUGGAAAAUUGUCUGAAGCUCCGCCCACAACGCUGUCUCUCUGGUCAUCUCAUUCGGAUCCCACCACACAUCCUUCUUCAAUUAGUACGACAACCACGACCACGACAUUUGCCUCUUUUCCGGAGAGUAAUCGAGAAGAGAAACGCGCCAUCUCAACCACAGACUCCUCAACCCAAACAUCGGGAAUUUAUUAUUCUGAGGAAGAAGUAAAAUCAUUUUUCUCAAAAAUCGGAGAUCAAAUCGAUGAUUUAUUGGGUGAUGAGCUGAUUGCAACAGAAGGAGAAGGAAUCGAGAGAUUCAAUAAAAGAUGUGCGGCCCUUAGAAUUCAGAAUUCGGAGCUCGAAGCGGAACGAGCUCGACUGGCUCAAGUUAGAAUCCAACUGGAAAUUCGAGUUCAAGAAUUUGAAGAGCGGUCCAAGACGGCUUGUUCUUCAUCUACUCUGUAA
This is a messenger RNA of Caenorhabditis briggsae, 759 nucleotides long. RefSeq names its product Protein CBR-REPS-1 (gene Cbr-reps-1). The coding region runs from base 1 to 759 and encodes 252 amino acids. The transcript has 3 exons. Gene Ontology annotation, molecular function: protein binding; calcium ion binding. Lineage: Eukaryota; Metazoa; Nematoda; Chromadorea; Rhabditida; Rhabditidae. The record is from RefSeq and is a predicted model, not a curated record.